Scophthalmus maximus (turbot) is the source of this 957-nucleotide messenger RNA. Its product is annotated as MRN complex interacting protein. Gene Ontology annotation, biological process: mitotic G2 DNA damage checkpoint signaling. The record is from RefSeq and is a predicted model, not a curated record. Gene Ontology annotation, molecular function: chromatin binding. NCBI's taxonomy places the organism in Eukaryota, Metazoa, Chordata, Actinopteri, Pleuronectiformes, Scophthalmidae. Gene Ontology annotation, cellular component: nucleus. The transcript has 7 exons. The coding region runs from base 142 to 882 and encodes 246 amino acids.
AUUCCUCCAGCCACGAGGAGGCGCUGUGACGUAGACUGUGACGUCCCUGCGCUUCAAACUGUCCCGGGAAAAAUCUGUCGGACCAGAUCGUCAACACAAGAACCUGAACCAGAACCUCAACCAGAUCCGUUUAAAGUCGUCAUGGUUCAAGAUUUUCACGUUGUCAAGUGUUUCAAGUGUGAGAACUUCCAGGUUCAACAGGUGAAGAAGGUCAACAGGUGGAGCUGUAAAGUUUGUGGAGAGAAACAGACGCUGCUAAAGGAGUAUGGCCGGGGCUCCGGGGCAGACUGCAGACGUCAUGUUCAGAAAAUGAAUGCCAUGAAAGGAGCCAUGAUGGAGGAGCAGGAGCACAACACCUGGUCACUAUGGGAACAGGACAAGGCAGAACCUGAGGAAGAGAGAGACGACCAGGUGAGACAGACUCAGGUGAGUCGCUGGAGCAAAUACCUGGAUCCACCUGAGGAGGCGGGGCUAGAGGAGGAGCAGGAAAAGGUUUUGAUGGACAGACAGCAGUUGCAUGGCAACAACGUUACUGACAGGAAGAGGAAAAGAAGAGAUGCAGCAGAGCAGAUCUUCAGUCCGACAAGAACUCAUGGUGAACCUAUCAAAACCAGAACCACCAGUCUGAACCAGUCCAGAACCACCAGUGAGAAGAAAGUUCAUCCUCCAGAUGUCAGUUCUGGUCCGGUCUCCAGGUGGCCUCUUUUCCUCAGUUCUGACUGUCAGGUGCAGAAUGGAGAGAAGCCGUCUGUCAGUGGGUGGACUCGACAAGUGGGUGGAGCCACCUCCCUCCCCUGUGGUGACAUAAUUACCAGCUCCCGCCCACUUCUUCCUGUUUCCUCCCUGUUUGAAACCGAAGAGGAUUUCAGCUUCGAGAUCUGAAAAAUCAUUAUCAUGAAUAGGUGGUGUAAUAUUUCAUAUAAAGUGCAGCUGAUCAAUAAACCGAUCAAUUACAAA